ACUCAGCCACCAUUCCAUCACUCACCCCACACAAGGCAGUAUUCCAUCGGGUUGAAAGCUGGCUCGAAUUAGAGAAGAGACUAGAAGGAUACCAAGUCAUCCGCACUCUUAUAUGCCACCCGUAGAGCAUACAAGGGCCCAUUCUCCUCCUUCGGCCGUCCACCUCCCACAUAGACCCUUGCCCCGCCUUCUUCUUCUCCUCUUCCUCUUCUCGACCGCAUAGAGUGUACCAUGUCCACAUCACCUGCGCAGCCAUCCAUCACUCCUCUCUCCCCCGACACCCAGGCCAGCACCAUCUCCCUAGACGACUUCUCAGACUCGCAAUUUGACCUCGACCAGCUAGAGCAUGCCGUCGAAGAGCUGCCAGACUCUGAGCCCGAAGACCAUCUCUUGAGUCCCUCGCCCGCUGAUGAUGCCAGUCUCGCCACAGCGGAUGAGAACAUAGUCUCAAAUGGCGACGCGACCGGGAGUGCUCUGGCGCCUGCUAGCGCCGGCGUAAUCAGGACCGCUCGACCUAGGACAGACGUGGAUCGGCAAAUUGCGGCCCUUGAGCCCCGGACACGACCCUGGGAGCUACAGAACUUGCUCAAUCUCUCCGGACAGACUCUCGGCGUAGCUUCCUCCGCAUCGUCUGUAGGCUUCUCUUUCGCGAGGGAAGCCACAUCUCUCUCACUAAAUAUCGCAAAGCGGCUCACACAAGUGGCAGUGGCGCUGCCGGCAAUGGCCAUCGACGCUGCCGCCGGGACUGCUCCUGGCUCUGGCAAUCCGACAGCAGCCACCAUCGCCCACAAGUCCGUUGGUGGCCUCUUUGACCUCCUCACAACGCUGGCCGUGGGUGGAAUCGAUCUCGGCUCAGCUCUGACCUCGGCGGGACUGGGUGCUGCCUCCACUGGUAUCGAGGGCGUCCGCCGCUCCUUGGGUUCAGAGGUAGUCAAGGCGCUCGGUCAGUUUGUCAAGCUAGUGCAGCGCGAAUGGCAUGCUCAGGAUGACUGUUUACCUCCCGGCGGUAUCCCUGGCUUCGGCGCUACCGGGGUAACACGUGCUCUGAUCGUCUGGAUUUGUAUCCAGAUGGUCACUCGGGAGGAUUACGAGAAGAAGCUGCUCAAGGAGCUGCAGGAGAUUGAUGUAGAUGCGCUUCGGAUAGAAAUCGAAGAGGAGCAGAGAGCUGCUGCUAGUCGGGCACCACAAGGAGGCGGGAUCGAUGCGGCAAGCACGUCCGGCGCAAACGUAGGCACAGUGAGGAUCACGAGCGAGACAAGCGAUCAGGACGGUGGAGAGGUCAUUGGGGCCGAGAUUGGGUCAAGUCAGGCGGGGGUGGGCAUUGGGGCUCCCUCCAAAUCUUCAGAGUCUCUUUCGAAUAAGGAGGCAAUGCAGGGCCUGCUGAGGUAUUCGUCUAUGGUGCUAGCCGUUUACGGAGGAACUGCUCUGGCCUGGCUCGGCAGGCUACCACAGACAGAAGCGGAAGCGGCUCGAGCUGCUUCUGCUCGUCCGUCCAGCAGUACCAGCGCGCCAGCUUCGGGUCUCUCAUCAAGCUCAGCUCUCCCUGCUGACGGAGUGACGAGGGAGCAAGACGAGGAGCAAUUCCUUGAAGCGGCUGCUAUGAUGGACUUGCCCGAAGAAGAUAGGGAGAGUCUUCACCUCAAAUUGGAGAAAGAAAGGGAUAGGCGAGGUAUGCCGGGUGGAUUUGGAGCUAGAAGUGAAAGUGUCGAUGACGCAGCGAGCGUUGUCUUCAAUGCUGAUGAUCCCGAAGCUGGCAACAAGACGACCGGAGCUGCGCCUGGCACGCCGUCCGGCCGAGCUAGUGGAGCAGACUCUCUAGCUGAUAGGCAGCAUGCCAAUGGCUCUUCGACGGCUGGUGAAGCCCCGACUAAGAGCUACUCGUACUUGAACAUCAUCGCUGGCGAGCACGACGAGGAGCUCUUCCAUCGCGUCAGCAAGCUGGAGCGGCAGCACGUACAGACUGGGUCGUACCGCGAGGAGCGUCCCGUUGCAGACGAAGUGCUGGAAGAGACCAUUGCGCCUCCUACGACUGGCCCACGCAUUCCUCGUCCGAGCAAGCCGAGGUACUACGUUGUCACGGACCACAAGUCCCGCAAGAUCAUCUUGGUCCUGCGAGGAAGCUUGAGCCUGGGGGACAUUGCAGCCGAUCUGACAUGCGAGAGUCGGGAAUUUUACUUCCCAGAUCCCGCUGCCAGGGGCGAGGUUGACCCUGCAGCGUCGACCGCUCCUGAGGCGCAGCAGACCAAUUCGGUUCCCUUCCCUGGACAAGACGCCAGCACCUCUGCUCGUGCCGCCAAAUUCAUCGAUACGGACCAGUCGGAACUACCACUGGUGCACGAAGGCAUGUACGAGACCUCCCUCGGCGUCGGCGCUAUCAAUCGACCGGUGCAUCGUGCAGUGCGCUCCGCCCUUCUGGCCAACGCAGGCUACAAUCUCGACAUUGCUGGUCACUCUCUGGGUGCUGGCGUCGCUUCACUGCUAGCGAUCAUGUGGGCCAACCCGGAGACGACUCUCACUACAACCGCUAGCGGUCUCCCACCGGGAAGGAAGCUCCACGCAUACUGCUACGGAUGCCCAGCGACGAUGAGUGCCUCGCUUGGAAGGCGGUGCCACAAGCUCAUCACAAGCUACGUCUACUCGUACGAUUUCAUCUGUCGUCUCUCCCUCGGAUCCAUUCAAGACAUUCGCAAUGCCGCCGCUUGGAUCCUCUGGGAGGAUCAGCAGGAGUCUCUUCGUCAGCGACAGCAGCAGCAAUCACGAGGCACGUCCAGCACUGCUGCCCAAAAUGGAGAAGCUCCCUUCGACCCUUCGGACCGUUCUACCCCGUUGCGUGUCGCCGCGCUCCUCACGCGCGCCUUUGAGCAUCAGGCAGGUCGUCUCGACUCUUCUCCCGAGACCAAGGCGGCCGUCGAGACUGAUUUCCUGGCGCUGCGAAGAACCCUAGAGGCGAACAUGAGGAAUGUGGAACUCUUUGUUCCUGGUCAGCUCUUCUACUUUUUCAAAGGACAGGACUUUUUGGUCGACGGUGAACAGGAGCAAGAGUUGAAGCAGGAUGGAGCGGCAGGCUCGAGUACCACUUCGAGCGCAGGGGCAGUAGCAGAAGCAGAAGCAGGGGCCCUUGUGCCUUCUUCCACUGCUCCUUCUCCUACUCCUCGCAAGAAGGUCAAGGGUACAAAGCAGCGUGGAUUCAUCUUGCGUCCGGCCCCAGCCGAGGGAGGUGGACGUGGAGGGAGGGUAGAAAACGUCUUUGACCAGGUCAUCUUCUCGAGGGAUUUAAUCAGCUGUCAUAUGCCUAGCGUGUAUGAUGCAGCUCUCAAGGGGAUGAUUGGACGGAAGUGAGUAGAUGGACAUGGACUGGGUGAUAUUCGAACCUAAGAAAAAAAAGGGGCGGGUUGGAGUUGCGACAGUACUACUUUCUGUAGUCUGUCUGGCCUUUCAGACGCUCCCUCACUCCUGUCAUUGUUCACAAUCACUCUUUGUAUUAUUUCCUUCUUCUGACAAUGCUAUAAUAAGGUUCUUC
Molecule: messenger RNA, 3520 nt
Organism: Microstroma glucosiphilum
Lineage: Eukaryota; Fungi; Basidiomycota; Exobasidiomycetes; Microstromatales; Microstromataceae
Exons: 1
Coding region: 232-3339 (1035 amino acids)
Biological process (GO): lipid metabolic process
Source: RefSeq, a predicted model, not a curated record